AAAAUGAAACUCCUGUGUAUAACCACUUUGCUUCUGGUAUCUCAAGUCACAACACAGAACACACGAUAUGACGGUCAUGAAGUGUUAAAGAUCUUUCCAAAAACAACGAAUGAAGCAAGUUAUGUUCUCAAUAUGGUACAGAAAUAUGGGUUAGAUAUAUGGCAUGUCCACCAUAACGACAGCUCUCUGGAUGUCAAAAUUUGGCCAAAAAUAUCAAGUACAGUGAAACAAGAUCUAGCCAACACGCGUAUACCUUUUUUUACUUGGAUAAAAGAUAUACAAUCGUUGAUAGAUAAACAAUUUGCUCCCAUCACAAGUCACGUUGAAAAGAGAGCAACCCAACAAUUUAUGUUUACAGUUUACCAUUCGUUCGCGCAAAUUGAAGCGUACGUAGCAAGCUUGAACAAGGAUACAGGCACUGGACCAUCAGGGGACUCAAUUUAUUCCAGUAAUAGUGUGAUUGGUUAUACUGAAGAAAAUAGACAAAUUCAUCUUGUAAAGAUAUCCAAACCCAGUAACCAAGCUAAAAAGGCUAUCUUUGUUGAUGGUGGCAUACACGCCCGUGAAUGGAUAUCACCUGCAUUUGUUCUUUAUCUCAUAGAUCAGUUGAAGUAUAACCCCGAUCAGUUACAGAGUGUGGAAGACCUUGUAGAUACAUAUGACUGGUAUAUUGUACCUGUACUUAAUCCAGAUGGAUACAGUUAUUCGUUCGCUUCAGACAGGUUGUGGAGAAAGAAUAGACGUACAAAUUCUGGUUCAACCUGUCAUGGUGUUGACCUCAAUAGAAACUUCGGUUACCAGUGGAAUCCGGCAAUUGGCGGAUCCACGAGCGCUUGUAGUGAUGUCUUUUCCGGUGUUAGUGCAUUUAGUGAAGCAGAGAGCAAAGCAAUAAGAGAUUACUUUGCCUCCGCCUCAAAUGCAGAUUUUAUUUCAUACCUUACUGUUCAUUCAUACGGUCAGAUGUGGUUAUAUCCAUGGGGAUAUACAUCGGCUUUACCAACAGACUGGGUGGACUUGGAAGCUGCUGGAAACACAGCCAGAGCUGCAAUCAGAAACAGAUUUAACACUAGAUAUACAGUUGGGUCCUCCACCAACGUUCUAUAUUCAGCUGCCGGUGGAUCAGAUGACUAUGCUAAGGGCGGAGCUGGUAUAAAAUAUUCCUACACAUUGGAGCUACGGGAUACAGGAAGAUAUGGGUUUGUGCUACCAGAAAGCAGUAUCAUUCCUACAUGCCAGGAAACAAUGGAUGGUGUCAUAGCCUUUGUCAAUGACUUGAAAAACUUACCGCAGACAAAGUAGCGAUGGCUUUUUUACAGUUGACUAAAUAAAGUCGUCAACAUUUUUGUUUGUUAUAUUUAGAUUGUUGUUAUAUGUUAUCAGUACUAUACGAACGGAAAAGGACAGCCAAAAUUAACAAAACAAAGAGCAAAACACAUCUGUAUUCGGAAAUCUGCAUGCUAAAAAAAUCGGAAAACAAACGGUGUUCAGAAAUGAUAUGCUUCAUCUUUCUUGGCAUGUUUUUGUAUAAUGAGGAAAUAAGAUACCUACAAAAAGACCUUACUUAUGAUUUUCUUUGAAUUUGAGGGAAAUUUUCCUACUAGCAAAAUCUCUCUCUUUGCCAGAAUGUCUCUCUCUUUGCCAGAAUGUCUCUCUCUUUGCCAGAAUGUCUCUCUCUUAGUCACUCAAAGGACAUUUCUUUUAACGUCAGAAAAUAGGUUUUGAAUAAGAAUCACCAUUUCAGUGACUUUUCUUUAAAUUUUGAUAUUUUAUUAUAUUUGUCAUGGUCAUGAUUUCUCAGUGAAAUUUGUGUUUAUAUCCUUCUUCAGUUGUAAGAUCCCUCUAAACCAUGACACUUGCAGUAGUUCUGGCAUUUACCAGCAUCGAAUCAUUGAAAUCUGAUUUUAGGUGUUAUUGGAAUAGCAUUACACUUGACUUUAAAUGCAGCAUUUAUACUCAAAUUCAAAUUUGUGCAAUAGGUAUGUAAAAAUGUAAAGACUGUACGUUAAAUGCGGCGACAAAUAUGCAGUUUUUACUUUAAAUUGCGAUUUCUUGAAAAUUCGUAUGCAAAAUUUUGUUUAAAAAAAAAUGAUAUGUUAACGCUGUGAACAUUUCCGUUUCAAUGAUACGAAAAUUAUUUAAACACAUUAUAAUAUCUAUACUAUUGUGAAAUCUGUUCAUGCUAGUACUUUUUAACACUGGUGUAUAUUUUGCUUGAGCACAGGAUUUUAGGAGAAAUAAAUUUUGUAACAUUGCUAUACUUAGUACUGGUAUUUUUUUAUGAUAUAUGUUAAUUCAAACUCUUUUUUUAAAGCAUUAAGAUAUAAUAGUUUGUGUUGAAAUUCUCGGAUCUGAUGUAGGAGGUAAAUUAACCAUAAGGACAAAAAAAUACAAAUGACGCACAAGCUUUCUCUGUAUGGUUAGUUACGCUACGAGGCGUUCAAAGAGGUAGUUUUGUUGAGUCGAGUGCACCGCAUAAAAGAUUUGGCCAAGUUAGCGAGUAACGAUUGUUUAUAGCUCUGCUUUGGAUUGGUAAGUUUUGUGAAAGCCUACUGUAGGUGUGCAGUUGUUGUAUAAGGUAUGUUUUUUUGGUGGUUAUACACAGAAAGAUUUGCUAGUUGCUUUAUUUAUAUGUUUUACUCCUGUAUAUGUAUCCGUAUAAACAUAAUUUAUGAUAUGGCUCUUACAAAUGAAUAUAUAAAUGAGUAUUGCAUCAAUGAAUACCUUUCAGGAUUUGGCAAGAUGAGAACACUAAUAAAAAAGACAUUUUUAUGUAUAUUUCCAAUUAGUUAAUUAGAUUGUUUAUUCAUGUACAUCGAACCCAUACCCCUUCCAUUGAGUGUAUUUCAAAUAUAUACAUGUAUAUAUACAUACAUUUUUUUCAUUUGAAAAUUGUUUAAGGUGGAUGGGGGGAGGUCUUAAUUAAAAUCCAUAGAUUUUUUAAUAAUUUGUCAAACUGUAGUUUUUAUCAUGAUUUUUUCCAAAAUAUAAUAAAAAGUAUGGGUCACCGAACUUUUUUUCACGCUACAGGUUGUGCAAAAUUGUCAGAUUUUGUAGAGAUUAUGCAUGGAAAAUCUAAUUUUGAGUGACAAAAAGAAAACUACACCAUAGAAUUUUAAGAUAAAAUGUGAGAAAAUAGCUCUUAUAACAUGCUUUCAGAUAAGAAAAGGAAAAAAUGAGGUCACUAGACUUGUUUUUCUUGCUUCAUAUUUAAAAUAGGUAAAUUCACAACACUUUCUAUUAUAAAAAUUACUUUAUCUUAGUUAUCUCCCCUUAUGUGGCAAAGUUGAAAUAAAAUGAAUCAAACAAAAAUAUUGUGUUUUUUUAGGAAAUAUAGCCGUAAAUAUCAUAAAACACAUAAUUUUCUAUAUUAGCAUGAAAAGUCUUACACAUGAAUUACAUACUACUCAAAAUUUGCACAUUUCAAAAAAGAUCUAGACUAAUUGGUAUCUGCUACUUCAAAAUCCAAGAUGGAGGAAGACACCCCAGCCACCUUAAUCUAAAAAAAAGGGGGGAAAAUAUGCACAGCCUUUUCAUAUUUAUUCAAAUUCUAAAUUUAUUUCGUUAUACAGUUUAAAUCUAUUUUUGUCAUUGUGAUUUAAGGACAGUUUAUAACAUCAUUUUCAACUGUUCCUAUGUUUAUAUUUCUUAAGAGUGUAACAGAAAUGUGUCAUGUAUAGAAUGAAAAUAAAGCAGUUCAAUAUUUAUUUUGAAAUAUA
Molecule: messenger RNA, 3716 nt
Organism: Mytilus californianus (California mussel)
Lineage: Eukaryota; Metazoa; Mollusca; Bivalvia; Mytilida; Mytilidae
Product: carboxypeptidase B-like
Exons: 11
Coding region: 4-1299 (431 amino acids)
Biological process (GO): proteolysis
Molecular function (GO): zinc ion binding; metallocarboxypeptidase activity
Source: RefSeq, a predicted model, not a curated record